Messenger RNA from Guillardia theta CCMP2712, 1755 nucleotides. RefSeq lists its product as hypothetical. Bases 1 to 1755 code for a protein of 584 amino acids. Lineage: Eukaryota; Cryptophyceae; Pyrenomonadales; Geminigeraceae. Gene Ontology annotation, molecular function: alpha-(1->6)-fucosyltransferase activity. The record is from RefSeq and is a predicted model, not a curated record. The transcript is spliced from 13 exons. Gene Ontology annotation, biological process: protein N-linked glycosylation.
AUGCUUGCGAUUAAGGUCGCCCAUUGCUACUCCGUGGAAUGCGGGAACAUCGUAAUCUAUCUCAAUCACAAAGAGAUCGGGAAGUUUCGGAUGUACGCCAACGAGUUUGGAGAGAUACGAACGCAUCUCAACAUCCCCUCGCUCUGCGAUGGGGAGCACUUGGCGGCAGUGAAGAUCGUGGACGAGCGAGGGAACGACCUCGAACCUCACCUCUACCAUGACGUCGGGUUUGUGGUUGACACAGCACCGAAGGAGGAGGAGGAGGGGCAUCAAGAUUUAUCGUUGAUAGAUCGCGAGAUCAACAACUGCCCGCAGUCGUUCUCCUGCAGCAGCGGGAGUUCAGAGGACGACGUUAUCUGCAGCGGGCACGGUGCUUGCAUGAAGGGAGCGUGCGUGUGCUUUGCCAAUUGGGCAGGGGAGGAAUGUCAGCACCCGCUCUUUGAGAACAACACGUACAUCCCUGACAGAGACCCUUCUUCUCUGCCAUCAGCAUGCAUCAAGAGCGUGGUGUGGGAGAACAGGACCUCCGAGCUCCGGUCUAUCCUGCUCGAUAUCUCUGAACGACUCUCUUGCUCGCCGCAGGACGUCCUUCUGUUCGAGGAGGGAAGGGCGAUGGUGAUGGACGGGGUGUGGAACUACGAUGCUUGUGACGGCCUUGGCUUCGCCUGUCACUUUCUCCCUCUCUCCCGCUGCUCGUCCUCCGACGCCAAGGCGGAGGGAGCAAAGCUGCACAAGAGGAUGGAUAAUAUCCACUACGACAACCCGCAGGCAUAUGACAGUCACUUCAUCCCUCCUGAGUUCGCCUCCUCCUUCCAUGGCGUCCUCUGGUGGCGCUCCCAGCUGACUGGAUUCCUGCUGAGACGGAACGAGAGGAUGGAGCUGAUUCUGAGGAGGAUAAAAAACCAGAUCGGGUACCGACAUCCCGUCGUUGGAGUGCAGGUGCUGUUGCGAUCACAGCAGCUCACCCAGCUGAAGGAGGGAGCAGGAUGCCAGCCCGUGUCGGCGUUCCUGAAGCACGUGGAGGCGAUGCACGAGCGCUAUGGGGUGAGCAGAGUCUUCCUGGCCACUGACGACAUAGAGACUAUCGUCCACCUUCCUCUUGACCGCACCAUGUUCGACUCUUCUCUGUUCAUUGAGUAUCGCCUCAUGCUCGGGUACGUCGACUCCAAGGCUGUCUCCGACAGCACCGUGACUGAUCUCCUCCUGCUGGCGGAAGCAGAUUACUUCGUCGGGGGAUUUGGAUCGCACUUCAGCAGGAUAUCUUUCGAGUUGUCCGUGGCGCUAAAGGGGAGAGUUCCUCCUUAUGCUUCUGUCGACUAUCCCUGGUGUUGGCACUUCCUGGAGAAGCGACCGAUUGCGGAUGAGAAGGAGGAGAAAGUAGUUGAAGGGGGUCGAGACGGGAAAGGAAAGGGAGGAAGGAACGUGUUGGAAAGGAAGAACAGAGGAGGAGCCGACGCGUCUGACCUGAUGGCUCUCCUCGUUGGGAGGCAGCGGGGGAACGGAGAGGAUGAGGCGGAGGACAUGAGCAAGGAGGAGAGAGAGGACGACAGAGGAGUAGGUCACGAGGAGCAGGAGCAUGAGCAGGAGAAGGAGCAGGAGCAGGAGCAGGAGCAGGAGCAGGAGCAGGAGCAGGAGAAGGAGAAGGGGAAGCAGCAGCAGCAGCAGGGAGAGGAGGAGGAGGGAGAGAGGGGAAGGGGCACUACAGACAACAUCUCACAUCCGAGAUCGAAGGUCAUGGUGAAGGUUCCGGCCUGA